Messenger RNA from Pelodiscus sinensis (Chinese soft-shelled turtle), 5539 nucleotides. It is a transcript of the gene CIITA, whose product is annotated as class II major histocompatibility complex transactivator. Gene Ontology annotation, molecular function: ATP binding; protein binding. The record is from RefSeq and is a predicted model, not a curated record. Lineage: Eukaryota; Metazoa; Chordata; Testudines; Trionychidae. Gene Ontology annotation, biological process: positive regulation of transcription by RNA polymerase II; positive regulation of MHC class I biosynthetic process; positive regulation of MHC class II biosynthetic process.
UGACUGAGUAGAUUUAUUUUAUUUGACCAGUUGUGAUCUUGACUGAAAUCUCUUUAAAACAUUUCAGACUGCAGAUAUGAAUCUCUUCAAAAAGAUCCUGCCUGGAGUCAGGGAAAUUCUCUCCAGUGGCACAACUUCUGAUGUCCAUGCAUUGCUCAGUUGCAUGUUGGAGGGUGAUGUUAUAUCCAAGGAAUAUCAUCAGAACUUACUCCAGGAAAAAGACAGAGAAGACCUAGCAAGGAAGAUCUCUCUAACACUUGUGGAAAAAUGGGAUUUGUGUUUGAACACCUUAGUUCCUCUCCAUUGUUUAAAACUAUACAGUAAUAUGCCACAAGACAUCACAGAUCAUGAGCCAUCUCUGAACAGGGGUAUAGCUGGUAGCAAAAGACAAACCAUGGAUUCAGCAGUUUUGACUGAAAAUAGCUUUCUUGAUUUGCUGCACAGCAAUAUCGAUCCAUUACAUCUAUACAGUCUCUUGGACACAAGAUUAUCUAAUGAAGAUGAAGAAAAUGAACUUUCAAUAGAUCCUGAAAUUGAUACCAACAGCCAUGAUCAGUUUAGCAAUUUGGAUGUCUUUUAUACAACAGAAAGCAAUGAAAGUGAAGAAGAAACUCUCUUUUCAAAUACAGGAGAAGCUUAUUCUAGAAUAGCUGGAUUAGCAGAAUAUGUGCUCAAAGAUCAGCAGGAGAGACAGAUGGAAGACAUUUUUGGAAAACUCAUAUUGGAUGAAAUGUCGAAUGAAACUACAGAGGGUUUUAUGGAGAUAAAGAAGCAAAAAUGUCAGAAACGAUCAUUCGUGAACACUGCAGAGAAUUACUCUGAUGCUUCCAAGCCCAAAUGCAGGAGAACAGAAGCAGCAAAGCGGGUGAAGGAAGGAGUAUGUACAGAAGACAGCAGAGCUGUUGGGAAUAUAAGAGCCACUUGCCAGGAUAGAGUGGAGUCCCCCAGGUCUCCAGUCAAUGGCAGUUUUGUGGCAAUGCCUCUGAACUGCUCCCCAGCUAACUCUACCUCUUCGUCUUACCUGAACAUGCCGUUUUCUGUUACCAAUAUAAGUCCAAAUGGAAAAAAUGUUGUGAUGUCAGUGUCUUCUGGAAAUUCCAACCCAGACUGUCUUGUUGUUGGUGCUAAAGGCAUCCAAGUGAUAUCAAGCUUUACAGUUCUUCCUGAGCAAAUAAUUAAUUUGACUGCAUGGAAUGGCGCAUCCAAUAUUAUAAUAUAUCCAGUGUCCUCCUCACUCAGUGAAACAUUACCUAUGUCAUCGGAUUUCCCCACAACGCUGGCUGCUCAAGUGGACUUGGCUGUUCAAAGCAUUUUGGGACCUUCUGACAAAAACACCUCCAUGGACCCCUAUGCUUACAGGCCAGAGACUGCAGCUAUGACUGAUCAAGCAGGGAAAGAAAUAUUCAAUGAGAUAUCACAAAUACUUGAUGUUCCUUCGGCACAAAUUUUCAAAAGGCCAAAGCCAGUGGAAGCUUUCUGUGCAUCACUUAAAGAUUAUUUUCAAGAUGUGUGCAAAUUCAUGGCCAUGGACCGUGAAGUGACUCUCGAUCAACUUUACAUUGAUGGGGCUUUCAUGCAAGGCCAAACCGAAAUAAAGAGUGGGAAAAAUCUCAUAAAGGUGAUGGAGAAGGAGCUGGUAAUAUACAAUUUAGAAGAGAAGGAAAAAGCAGCUAUAGAAAGAAGCCAGAUAUUUCAAGUCCCAGGAGGGAAAGAACUAGAGACCAAAGUCAUUGUAGUUUUGGGAAAGGCAGGAAUGGGUAAAAGCAUUCUUGUUCAAAAGAUCUGCCAAGAUUGGUCCAAUGGAAAGUUUUCUCAGUUUGAAUUUGUCUUUUGGUUUGAGUGCAGACGACUGAGCCUACCGGAGAAGCAAUACAGCUUGAAGGAUCUGCUACUUGAACUCUUUGUCAAACCCCGAGAGGGAAGUGACAAAGUCUUUGAGUACAUACUGAAAAAUCCUGAUAAAGUCCUACUCAUCUUCGAUGGUUUUGAAGAGUUACAGGUUCAUGAUGGCUUUACACAUUACUCAGACUGCCAAUCUUAUAAGGAGUGCUACAGCAUCAGGGAGCUCUUUGCAGGGCUCUUUCAGAAGAAGAUACUCAGUGGUUGUACUUUAUUGCUAACAGCAAGACCCAAAGAUAAAUUUAGUCAGUAUUUAUCCAAAGUGGACAAGAUUAUUGAAAUGGUAGGGUUCAUACCACAACAGAUAGAAUCAUAUAUAGCCAGAUAUUUUGAAGGGCUACCAUACUGUGAUGAGGCAGUGAAAUCAAUCAAAGAUUGUCAAUAUCUGUUCAGCCAUUGCUACAGCCCUGUCAUAUGUAAAUUCAUUUGUUUUUUCUGUGAGAUGAUGUUUGAAAUGGGAGACAAAGAUCUGCCUUCAACACUUACCACCCUCUUUGUAAAAUACCUCCAGCAAAAGUUAAUGCCUACACAAACGGAUGCGACAGCCAUACAAAAUCAACAGCACAUUACCACGCUAGCUCAGGUAGCCUGGUAUCUUGGAGAAAAGAACCAAAAUGCCCUGAAGAGCAGUCUUUUUCCCUCUAAAGAAGUUAAGGAAUUUGCUCUGAAAUAUGGCUUACUGUUGCCAUUUACAUUCCCAAAUCAUUCGGGGAAUGGGGAAGAAGAAUUUGGGAGUGCAUUCUCAGACUAUGUUAUCCAAAAUUUUCUGAGUGCAGUUCAUCUUGUGCUUGCAGAAGAGAUCAAGGAUAAAAGCCUCACAAAGUACCUUUCAUUACCAUCCAGGAAAAAAAGGCCUCACAACUGGUUGGACUUGGUGCCUCGAUUCUUGCCUGGGUUAUUGUACCUCCAGCCCGAUCCCUACCUCUUCUCUCUUUCAGAUGAGCAUAGAAGGAAAAUCAUAACUAAGAAGCAGAAAACACUCUUAAAAUAUAUUAAAAAAAUACAGAUAAGUGAACUCCACCCAAAAAAGCUACUAGAGUUGUUCCACUGUGUUUAUGAAACACAGGACAGCUAUCUUUUGCAGCAUGUGGCUUUAAGGCUGAAACCUGAACUUUCUUUUCUGGGCACUCCUCUUACUCCCCCAGAUGUCUAUGUGCUGCAUUUUAUUUUAAAAAGAUCACAAAAGGAGUUUUCCUUGGAUUUGAGGAACAGUGGUAUUAACCUACAAGGGCUGAAACACCUGUCUGGCCUAAAGAAUGUGAUCUCAUUCAGGGCUUCACUUAGCGAUGUAGUCAGGCUCUGGGAGUCCUUAGAGGAAACAAAGGAAUACGAGCUGCUGAGGAUUUCAGUUGAGAAAUUUGGUAUUGAUCCCUUUAAGGCAGAAAAAAUGAAGGACAUUAGUGAUCUUUCUGACCUGGUACAUAUGCAAGAGAAAGUGAUCCACUGCAUGGAAGAUGCCUCUGGCUGCAAUUUUUAUGAAAUUCCUGCUAUCAAAAACCUUAGAAAACUAGAAUUUGCGCUGGGUCCAGUCUGUGGGCUUCAGGGAUUCUUAAAGCUUGUUGAUAUUCUUGCUGCAUUCUCAUCUCUUCAGCAUUUAGACCUGGAUGCUCUGAGUGAAAAUGAAAUCGGAGAUGAGGGAGCAAAACGUCUCUGUGAAGUAUUUUCUAAGCUGACAUCACUGGAAACAUUGAACUUAUCACAGAACAAGAUAACAGAUCUGGGUGCAGAACAACUAGCUACUGCUCUUCCCUCCUUAGCUUCAUUAAAGACACUUAGUUUGUACAAUAACUACAUUUGUGAUGCUGGAGCAGAAAAUAUUGCAAGAAUACUUCCUGCAAUGGCAUCUUUAAGGGUUCUACAUGUUCAGUGUAACAAGAUAACUGAUGCUGGAGCUCAGAAGCUGACUGAUAGCCUCAGAAAAUGUCCCCACAUCGAGAGUGUGGCGAUGUGGAAUCCUACCAUUCCUUAUGGAGUUCUUGAGUACCUUCAACAGCUGGACUCCAGAAUCAGUUUGCUGUAGUCUCAGCUGAUCUUGUCAAGAUCCUGUAAAUCAAGACUGGCUCUCAAGUGUAUGAAGUUUGCAGGCUCUGAUUCUACUGUUUACCCAGAUCUCUGGCAAUAAAAUUCCAGGCCAUUUCAGCACUGUGUAAACCUGAUCCUGAUCUUUCAUACACUGAAUUAAAUCAGAACUAUAACCCCACUGAAGUCAAUGUCGCUAGCACCAGUAUGAGCAGGAUACUUUUGAUUUCACGAAGAUGAACAGUGGUUAUGAAGCUAAAGGGCACAGAACUGAUAUUGUGCUCUCAUAAUUUUCACAGGUAACCUUAAGAUGAGGUGAAAACAUUACUGACUUUCCCUGUCUUCUUUGUUGCAUUACGAAUGAAGAAAAAAAAUCUAACAACUUCACUAGCUUUCCUGAGAGGUACAGAAUGGAAAAUUCCAUUGGAAUGUCAGACAACAGUUCAAAUCAGUAGAUAAUGAGGUCCUGAUGCUCCUACUUAAGCAGGUUCGUUCAAAUGCUAUUGAAAUUGACUGAAUCAGCUCCCCUGAACAAGCCAUUAAGAAUUAUGAAGCUUCACAAGUGUAAAGAAGAUCAAGCUACAGUGGCUACUGUUACAAAUUAACAAGGUGUUCGUCCAUCAUGUAGAAUUCUAUAAUAACCAUAUUUCCCACACCGUGCGAAGGAAUGGAGUCUGUGGGAACUGCGGUGGAGACCUGUGGAUAAAGUGAUUCUUUUCAUGAUGCCCUCUGUAUCUGAAAAUGCAGUUGGCAUGGUGAGUUUGAACUAUCAAGGCCCACUACUGGAGCUUUUUCACAUGCAAAUCUCCAUUGUAAGCAUAAUAGCAAGAUUGCUCAGCUUAAAGAUAGCUAUAUUGACAUGGGGCAUUCAAAUCCUGGCAUAUUUACAGUCCUUUAGAUUUACAGGUGACACUUGUUAGCAUUUUUGUCAAAUGUUACACUAAUCACAUCUGUUAUGAUACUGUUGCUUUCAUAUGGUCUUUCACCCAAAUCUGUUACUUGCUUAUUGUCGAUGUAAAUCCCUUUUAAAUAAGAAGACAGAAGAGAAAAUAUUACAAGGAAGGGAGAAAUUAAAGACAGAAAAUGUGAAUGAUUUUUAACAAUAAGAUCUUCACAGAAACACAUGUACAUUUAAAUGGAUUUAAUCUGUUUUGCACAGAUAUCCUGAAAAAUGUGUGGAAAUAUGCAAUUGGCUUUUUCAUUUAAAUGAGAUCUGAAAACUGACAUAUCUGAAUAAAUGAGACGUUUGUUUGAACUUACUGUGGGAAAUUCUCAGAGGUGUAGCCAUUCUAAUCUGUAACUUUAAAAACACUUAAGUCUCUAAGGUGCCACAGGACUACUCAUUGUUUGUAUUGUGGUAAAGUUAUAGAAAAACCUGCAGGCACAAAUCAUUAACACAAAAUACAUGUCAAAUUACACACAAUGCUUUUGUGAAGCGAAAUGAUUGAAACUGAAAGUUUUGAUUAUGAAAGCAAAGAUGUAUCCUAUUCAUGUUUAUGGACUGGAUUCAUGGGUCUAUGAUCUCUUGUACUUCAAAACAGGAACAUGGAAAUAGACUAUUCAACCAACACAACUUCUACAUGAAGGCGAUGUCUACACUGCUGAUAUUUUUUCAGAAAAA